Molecule: messenger RNA, 441 nt
Organism: Saccharomyces paradoxus
Lineage: Eukaryota; Fungi; Ascomycota; Saccharomycetes; Saccharomycetales; Saccharomycetaceae
Gene: RPB8
Product: DNA-directed RNA polymerase core subunit RPB8
Exons: 1
Coding region: 1-441 (146 amino acids)
Biological process (GO): DNA-templated transcription
Cellular component (GO): RNA polymerase I complex; RNA polymerase III complex; RNA polymerase II, core complex
Molecular function (GO): DNA-directed RNA polymerase activity
Source: RefSeq, a predicted model, not a curated record
AUGUCUAACACUCUAUUUGAUGAUAUAUUCCAAGUCUCGGAAGUUGAUCCUGGUCGUUAUAACAAAGUCUGCCGUAUCGAAGCCGCAUCUACCACUCAGGACCAAUGCAAAUUAACCUUGGAUAUAAACGUUGAAUUGUUUCCCGUCGUCGCACAAGAUUCCUUAACUGUUACUAUUGCAUCCUCUUUAAAUCUGGAAGACGCCCCAGCCAACGACUCUUCCGCUACAAGGAGUUGGAGACCUCCACAGGCUGGUGACAGAUCCCUCGCCGAUGAUUAUGAUUAUGUCAUGUAUGGUACCGCUUACAAGUUUGAGGAAGUGAGCAAAGAUCUAAUUGCCGUUUACUACUCGUUCGGCGGUCUCUUAAUGAGACUGGAAGGUAACUAUAGAAAUUUGAAUAACUUAAAGCAAGAGAAUGCUUACCUUUUGAUUCGUCGUUAG